UUAUUUAAACAAUUUGAUUUGGAUUAUUUAAGUGUACGAACACAUGCUCUGGGGCAGUCAAAAUAUAAUCCCGUUGAAAGAAGGAUGGCAACGUUAUCUGGAAAACUUGCAGGUAUUACCUUACCAGUUGAUCACUUCGGCAAGCAUUUAGAUUCACAAGGCAAAAUUAUAGAUUCUGAAUUGGCUGUUCAAAAUUUUCAAUAUGCUGGAGAAAUUCUUUGCGAUGCUUGGAGUUGUAAUUUAAUUUUUGGAAAGUGUGUUUGUACUCAAUAUGUCGAUACAUUUACAAAUCUAUUUAAUAAUUUACAGUUCGAGGGUUCAGAAAAGGAAAUGAUCGAAGAAUUAAAAAGGCAAGAAAAGCAAAACCAAAUAAAUAUAGAAAAGAAAGAUGAAGCACCUGAAUGUUUUAUUCCAUGGUCCUGGAUUGAAAAUCACUGCAACUUGUGCGCAUAUUCUACUGAUAUUAAAAAAUGCAAAGAUAUUAAUUGUUGUGGAGUGUUUAGAGCAAAAGAAGUGAUAGAGUUUCUUGAAUGCUAUAAUGGUUUUUUGCCACCUGUUACUAGAGCUAAAGAUGGUCAUUAUAUGAACCCUAUCCACUUACUUCAGUAUUAUGAUCUUCUGAAAAUUCCAGGUUAUGAUGCUCAUUGUCUAUCUCUUGAAAAAAAUUCUUAUUCACAUCCAAGCAUGGUACUUUGGAUGAAAUUUUCUGAACUAAGAGAUUCUAUGUCGGAUAUAGAGUU
This is a messenger RNA of Cetraspora pellucida, 740 nucleotides long. Lineage: Eukaryota; Fungi; Glomeromycota; Glomeromycetes; Diversisporales; Gigasporaceae. The record is from the annotation of a GenBank genome assembly.